AAUUUUAGCGGUUGGUUUUGUCAGUCAGAAUAGCCUCAUCUCCAAAAACGGAAACCCAAUGCAAACAGUCUGACAACGAACUUCAUGGAAGCGGGAACCACGCUUCGUGUCCUUUUCACUCUCCCCCACACUAAAACUCACAUUCCUAUUUUCAUUUCAAAUCGCACUUCAAAACCAAAAACUGCGUUUACACUUUCAUCUCCUUCUACUUCUUCUUAUUCUUCAACUGUUCACAGUUUCCGAACCCCAAACCCCAAACGCGAUUUUCUACCUGAUUGGGUAUCUCAAAACGACGACGUUGUUCGGCCCCUCCCCAUCUAUGUUGGAGCCGCUUCUCUCUUUGCCGUACUCUUCAAUCGUACCAUCUCCGGCAUUGCUCCCGUUGCCGACGCUGGCAGUUCACAAUCGAGAGCAGACCUCUUAACUUUAGGAUUGGCUGUCACUAAUAUUUUGGCUGGCCUCGUUUGGCUUUCCAUAAAACCCAAAUCUAUAAGUGUGGUAAAUCCUCAGGGAGUUGAAUGCAAGAAGCUGUGCACUGCUCUCCCUGAUGUUGCACUUACUGAGCUGGUCUGGGCGUGGGAAUCUCUGUCAGAUGUCACCUGCUGCCGAUCACUUGUUAUUGUUUAUGAGAGCAAUUGUGUUCUUCAAUUUGGUUUUGCUGCAGAAUCUUCUCCUGGGAAUGGCGAAGCUGUAAGUGUGGACACCGAUAAAUUGAUGCAAGGAUCGGUAUAUCAGGGUGUUAUGAAAUCUGGAACUCAGAGUUACUUGGCCAAUCUAUCUCUUUAUCCUGGGAAGUCUGAGCUACCAUUUCUGCCUUCAAAUACUCAGGCAGUAAUUUUACAACCACUUGGAGAUAAAGGAAUUGCAAUUAUUGGUGGUGACACAAUACGAGGUUUCACUUCUUCUGAUCAGGCAUGGAUUACCUAUAUCGGAGAGAAGCUGGAUUCUACCCUUUCAAAAUAUGUGAAACAACAUCAGACUCUUACUUAAGUUUCAAAGAUUUGCAAGUAGCCUCUGUCCGAUGUUUGUUGAUACUUGAUGUUAGUGUUAAUUGGGAAUGCGAAGCACAAAUUGAUAUUAUGUAUAUUUUUAUGUUCAUUAUUUAAAUUGAUUCCUGGGCAAUCUAA
This is a messenger RNA of Medicago truncatula (barrel medic), 1127 nucleotides long. Its product is annotated as protein COFACTOR ASSEMBLY OF COMPLEX C SUBUNIT B CCB4, chloroplastic. The record is from RefSeq and is a predicted model, not a curated record. Lineage: Eukaryota; Viridiplantae; Streptophyta; Magnoliopsida; Fabales; Fabaceae. The transcript is spliced from 7 exons. Bases 85 to 990 code for a protein of 301 amino acids. Gene Ontology annotation, cellular component: chloroplast. Gene Ontology annotation, biological process: cytochrome b6f complex assembly.